Emiliania huxleyi CCMP1516 is the source of this 38811-nucleotide messenger RNA. RefSeq names its product polyketide synthase (gene PKS6). The transcript is spliced from 8 exons. Bases 1 to 38811 code for a protein of 12936 amino acids. Gene Ontology annotation, biological process: DIM/DIP cell wall layer assembly; fatty acid biosynthetic process. The record is from RefSeq and is a predicted model, not a curated record. Gene Ontology annotation, molecular function: oxidoreductase activity; phosphopantetheine binding; fatty acid synthase activity. NCBI's taxonomy places the organism in Eukaryota, Haptophyta, Isochrysidales, Noelaerhabdaceae. Gene Ontology annotation, cellular component: cytoplasm; plasma membrane.
AUGUGCACCUCCACGAAACGAUCCGACGGCGAGCCAGACGUCAACACAUCGCCACCCAACUCCGGUGCAACAGCGCGCGACUCGGAAGGAGCCGCCCAGGAGUGGCCAGCCGCCGCGGCGGACAAUGCUCGUCGCCUACGCGUCUCGAGCAAUGCGCAAGCCACCGCACUCCAGACAAGUGCAAACACAGACCCAUCGGGGCUCUGGGGCCCUCUGGCAGCCCGCUCGCUCUACUUUUUCCACGACCAGCGCCGGGCGUGGCUGCGUCUGGACCAGGCAUCCGGCCAGUGGCUUGGGUGGGCGGCCGACGGCGCAUCGGCGGCUGGGCUCUCCGGCGGCGCCGCCGCAUGGUCGCCGUGGGGUGCGGUGGUGCGCCAGGAGGGAGGGCCGCACACCGCACGCUGGUUCGUCGGCGCCAAGACCAACGCCGCCUUCAACGAGUGCGACGAGCCCGUGCUAGCCGGCGGCGGUGCCGAGACAGCGUUCCUCUGCGAGCCCGUCUCAGGACCGGCGAGGAGGCUGUCGCGGCGGGAGCUGCUGUUGCGAUCGACGCUUGCGGCGCGCGCGCUGCGCGAUGCGCUUGGCACCACACCCUCGCCGCGCAUCGCCGUCCACCUCCCCAACGGCGAAGAGGCUGUCGUCUGGAUCCAGGCAGCCAAGCGGAUCGGCGUGCCCUUCGUCGCGGUCGCGGCGGGCACCUCCGCCAUGACCCUCAGCUCGAGGCUGGAGGACGUGGGCGCGUCCCUCCUCAUCACGAGCAGCGGCCUCGCAGCCGCCUCGCGCGAGGCAGCCGCCGCGGCGCCUCGGCCGCCCAGGGCCCUCCUCGCCGGCCCGGCGAGCGGCGACGAGGACUGGUCAGACCGCGAGCUCGUCUCUCUGCUCUGGCGGGUCGAGCCGCCGGUGCCCGUCGAGGCGUCGCACCCGCUCUUCAUCCUGUACACGAGCGGGUCGACGGGCAAGCCGAAGGGGAUCGUCCACUCACACGCCGGCUUCCAGCUCGGACUGGCCGCCCCAGCGGCCUCCCCUCCGGUAGCCGGCUUCGCCACGGCGAGCGAGAGCCCCGACGCCGCCGCCUCCACGGCCGCGGCCGCCAGAGCGGCGCCGCCCUCCACGGGCGACGUGCUGCUCGUGAUUGCCACCCCCGGCUGGAUCACGGGCCAGGCGUACAUGAUCUCCGCCGCUCUGCUCAGCCGCACACCCUCAGUCCUUCUGGACGGCUCGCCCGUCUCUCCGCCCGACCGCUUCGCCGCCGUCAUCGCUCGGCACCGCGUGAGCGUGCUCAAGGCCGGCUCCACUUUCCUCCGGAUGAUCAUGACCAACCCCGAAGCCGAGGCCAUGCUCGCGCGCCACGACUUGAGCAGCCUGCGCCUCGGGACGUUCUGCGCCGAGCCGGUCAACUCGGUGGUGCACGACUUUGCGAUGCGCCACCUCACUCCAAACUACAUCAACUCCUACUGGGCGACCGAGCACGGCGGCAUCGUCUGGAGCCGAUGCCACGGCAACAACGACCAGCCGCUUCAGCCAGACGCGCGCAGCUGGCCCCUGCCUUGGAUCGACGCCGCCGUGCUCGUCGCGGACGGCGAGGGCUGGCGCGAGGCCGCCGCGGGCGAGAAGGGAGAGGUGGUCAUCCGGCGGCCGUACCCUUACAUGGCGCUCACGGUGUGGAGCUCCGACGGGUACGGAGAGCCGGGCUGGAGCGGCGAUCUGAACCGCUGGGCGGCCUACUUCUCCCAGGGCUGCUACAUCCAGGGCGACGCGGCCAUCCGACACGCUGACGGCUCCUACACCUUCCACGGCCGCUCUGGCGCUCUCGCCCCGCCCCCACCUCCCCCCCGCCCCCCGCCCCUGGGACCGCUCCCCCCCCCGCCCACACCUCCCGUCACCCGGGCCACGUACGAAGUGAUCAACGUCGGCGGCAACCGGAUUGGCACCGAAGAGAUUGAAAACGCGUUGCUGCGUGACCGCGACAGCGACGCAUCUCCCCUGCUCAACGUCGCCGUGAGUGGCCUCGACGACGCGAUCCUCGGCACGGUGCCUUGCGCCUUCCUGGUGCUAAAGCGCGAAGCCACCCUCGGCAUGAAGGACGAGGCUCGCUUGCGCUCCCUCGUCAAGGCGCGGCUCGGCCCGCUGGCCGUCCCAGCGCGCUUCAUUGCUGUGCCGGCGCUGCCCGAGACGUACUCUGGCAAGUACCUGCGCCGUAUGCUCCGCGCACUCCUCGCCGGCACGGAUACUGGCGACCGCGGCUCCGUGCGCAACCCAGAAUGCCUUGACGCGAUCGCUGACGCGCUUCGACAGAGCGGCGGCCCACCGCUGCUCGCUGACCGCACCCCGUCGAGCGAGCCCGUGGAGACGGUGCGCGGGUACUCGGCGACGACGGAGUCGUCACGCGGGUACUCGGGCACGACCGAGUCGUCCUCGGAGAUGUCCCUCUCUUCAACCGUGAGCGCGCACCCCGAGGAGGCGCCCGGCCUUUCCGAGGUCGGGGAGGCGGUGCUUCAGGCCGUGCACCGCGUCAGCGGCAACUCGGAUUUCCAACUCAACUCCCCUCUCGUGGAGGGCGGCCUGGACUCGCUCGGAGCCACGUACCUCGCCGCACAGCUCGAGGCAACCUUCAGGCUCAACCUCUCGUCCACCAUCGUUUUCGAGUUCGGCACGGCCGAGGGGAUCGCCGCACACAUUCACUCCCGCCUCUCUCCGCCGGCGGCGUCUGCCUCGCGGCUCCCGGGGCUGCAGUUUCUCCCCGCUUGUCGCCAGGGCGACGAGCGCUUGGCGGUGGUUGCGGGGGGAGCAAGUAUCCUCUGGCCAGCAGGAGCUUGUCACUUGCGUGCGGCGAGCAAAGUGGUAAAUUGCGCCGCCAACCUCGUGUCGGAGGUGCCCGUCGAGCGUUGGACGCUUGAGGCGCCGAGCCCCUCCGACGGCGAGGUGGCGAGGCGCGUGCGGCACGGCGCGUUUGUCCACGGCGCGGAGCUGUUUGACCACGCGCGUUUCGGCGUGUCGAGCGCCGAGGCGCAGUCGAUGGACCCGCAGCAGCGGUUGCUGCUCGAGCGGGGCUACGAGUCGCUGCGCGGCGCAGGCCUCGAGCGGGCGGCCCUGGCGGACACGACGUUCGGCGUCUUUGUGGCGAUCGCAGCUAUCUCCAGUGACUUCACGUCUUUGCUGCACGCGUCGCCGGCGGGCGGGAGCGUGUACGCCGCGACGGGGAGCGCGCACUCGAUCGCUUCAGGCCGGCUUUCCUACGUGCUCGGCCUGCAGGGCCCGUGCGUCUCGUACGACACGGCGUGCUCCGCCGCGCUGGUGGCGUGCCACGCCGGCUUGCGGGCGACGCAGCUCAAAGAAUGCGUCGGCGCCGUCACGGCAUCCAUCUUCCUCAUGCUCAGCCCGCAAAUGACGGUGAACUUUGCGGUGGCUGGCAUGCUGUCAGCGCGCGGCCGGUGCCACACCUUCGACGCUCGGGCCGACGGGUACGCGCGCGGCGAGGCGUGCUGCGCGCUCACGCUGCGCACGACGGCUGGGGCAACGAGAUGCUCGCUUACCAUGCGAGGCAGCUGCGUGCGGCAGGACGGGAAGAGCGCGAGCCUGACCGCGCCGAACGGGCGAGCCCAGCACGCGCUGCUCGACGCGACUCUGGUGGACGCGGCCCUGCCGUGCGAGGACCUGUCGAUGUGGGAGGCGCACGGCACGGGCACGGCGCUGGGCGACCCGAUCGAGAUGCGCUCGCUCGCCGCGGCGGUGCUGACGUACCUCGGCGACGAGUGCACGCUGCCCAUCGGGAGCGUCAAGGCCAACGCCGGCCACGGCGAGCCGGCGGCGGGCGGCUCCGGGCUGCUGCGGCUGGCCGUCGGUCUUGGCGGCGGCGUCGCGUCGCCGAACGCGCAGCUACGCACGGUCAACCCGCACAUUGCGGCGGUCUUUGAGGGCUCGCCGACCGCGUCGCUCCCGUCGCAGCACUCGCCUUUCCUCCAGGUGGGCGGUGGCGCGGCGGCGACAGGGGCGGUGAGCUCCUUCGGCUACAGCGGGACGAUCGCGUCGUGCGUGGUCGACGCCGAGCGGCGGACGUCGCGUCCUCGGCUUCGGUCGGGCGCCGUGCCGGUUGUGAUGCAGCGCCGUCGCUUCGAGCCGUGGGCGGGCUGCCACCCGCUGCGCGCCCACGUGUCGAGCGCCGGCAGCUUGACGACUGCGUGGAGCCCGGCGGUCGGUCGGCUGGCGGCGUUGGUCGCCGACCACAUCGUCGACGGCCAGGUCGUCUUUCCCGCGGCGGCAUAUCUGGAGAUGGCGCGGGCGGCCAGCGCAGCCGCCCACGGCAGCGUGCCGUCAGCAGGCGCUGCGCUGCGGCGCGUCUUCUUUCUGAAGCCGCUCGUGCUCGACGGCUCGGCGGCGCGCGUGAGCUGUGAGGUCGACACGGCCGCAGGCCGGUUCGAGAUCAGCGGCGUCGGCGAGGAGCCGACAGAUCACACGGCGCACUGCGCCGGCGCGUCGUGUCCGCUCGCUUCGCCGAGCGCGCCGCUCGACCUGCCGUCCGUCGCCAGCGCUUGCACAUGCGCGUCGGGUGUCGGCCGGCUUUACGCCCACUCGCGCUCGAUGCGGCUUGAGUACGGCCCGGAGUACCGCACGCUCGCUGCGGCGCGCUUGUCCACGGCCGGCGCAGCGACGGCACGGCUGCACAAGCGCUCCAGGCUGUCUGGCACGCAGCUGCACCCGGCCGACCUGGACGGCGCGUUGCAGCUCACGCAGCUGGUCUCCGAGACCCGCUCCGGCUGCACUCGGCUGCCGUUCGCCGUGGGCGCAGCCGCUCUGCAACAGGCCUCGGGGCGGCUCUGGUCGGUCGCUGCUCGGGAGAGCGGGAGCUUGGUCAGCGUCUGGCUCGCGGGCGCGGCGUGUGGCAGCGCGCCAGCGGUGCGGCUGAGCGGCUUUGAGAGCCGCGCGAUUGCGGAGUCGGCUGCGUCGGAUCGCGAGCGGCAUUUGUACACUACGGCGUGGCGGCCGGCCGGCGGGGCGGCUCUCCCUAUCUCUGCUGGCGGCGCUGACGGUGGCGCGCUGGUGCUCGGGAGGUGCCGGCCGCGGCUGCGGCGCUCGCCGGCGGCCGAGGUCACCGGCGGGCGGCAGACGGACUCUUUGGUGUUGGCGCCCAGUGGCAUCGCGGGCACGAGCGCGGCAGCCGAGCCGGUCGGGGCGCUUGAGGCGGCGCUGGGCGUGGUGCGCUCACAGCUGGCGGGUGGCUCUCUCCAAGUGCCUCUGUGGCUGGUGCGGGCUUGCGGCGCUCGCUCGCGGGACAGCCACGAGCACCAGCCCGGCUUGCUGGGACUCGCGCGGUCGGCGCGGAGCGAGGCGCCAUCGGCGCCGCUCGGUUGUCUUGCGCUCUCUGGCGCGGCGGCGGUGUCCCUCGUGGAGCCGGCGGCGGCGGCGCUGGCCCUCCAGGGCUUGGCCGAGCCGGAGCUGCGCCUCGUGGGCGACGUCGCUCUCGCGCCUCGGCUCGUCGCUGCGGCGUGCUCGCUUUCGUGCCCCAUCGCGCUUCGCUUUGACGCGCGGGGCUCGCUGACGAGUUUGCGCGUGGUGCCGCAGCCGGUCGGGAGCGGCGUAGCGGCGGACGGCGAGGCUUCGUUGCGGGUGUGGUGCGUCGGCCUCAACUUUCGCGACGUGCUCAACGUGCUGGGUGCGUACCCCGGCGACCCGGGUGCGCCCGGCUCGGAUUGUGCGGCGCGCGUGGCGGCUCUCGGCGCGGCGGCGGGGGCGGAGCUGGCGGUUGGCGGGUGUGUGCUUGGCCACGCGGUGGCGGCGCUUGCCUCGCUCGCCCGCGCUGACGUGCGGCUGCUGGCGGCGCGGCCGGCGGAGCUGUCGCCCGCCUCGGCGUGCACUCUGCCGACGGUGUGGAGCACGGUGCAUGCCGCGUUUUGCGGCUCGCGUCCGCUGGCCCGGCACCGGCUGCUCGUGCAUGCGGGCGCGGGCGGAGUUGGCCUUGCGGCUGUGGAGUACAGCCACUGGCUUCGGCUAGCGACUGGCACGACCGCGGGGCGGCCACGCAAGCACCGCGUUCUGCGCGCAUUGGGCCUGGAGGGGGGGAUGGGCAGCUCGCGCGACGGCGGCGCGUACGCUUCGGGCUUGGCGGCCUUGCGCUCGCGGCGGUUGGACUGCGUGCUCAACAGCCUCUCCGGCGACUUCAUCGCCUGUUCGGUGGCGCUGGCUCGCGAGGGCGGCACCUUCGCCGAGAUCGGCAAGCGCGGCGUGUGGUCGUCGGCGCGGGCGUGGUCGUCGGCGGCGCAUCUGCGCUACGAGGUGCUUGCGCUCGACGCGACGAUGGAGCACGCUCCGGAGUGGACCCAACAUGCGCUGCGCCAGCUGGCGGCGCGGGCCCGGCGGCUCGUGUUGCACGGGCUGCCGCUGGAGCUCUUCGACCUGGAGAGCGAGGCGGUCGCGGCGUUCCGGUACCUGCAGAGCGGCUCAAACUCCGGGAAGGUGGUGCUCCGCGUGGCCUUCCUCGAGCAGAGCGCGCACGGGUCGCACAUCGUGACGGGCGGGAGCGGGGGCCUGGCUUUUGUGACCGCGGGCUGGCUGGUCGGCCGAGGCGCGUCGGCGGUGGUGCUCUCCUCGCGCAGCGGGCGAGUGGGCGCGGCGCAGGCGGACACAUCGGCGGGGUCGGUGGCCUCGUGUGCCUUGCUCGCGGCUCGCUGCGACGCGUCGGAGCCUGCCGACGUGCGCCGUCUCGUGGGCGUGCGGGAGUGGCGCGGCGUGUGGCACGCGGCGGGCGUGCUGUCGGACGGGCUGCUGCGCUCGCAGACGGCGGCGUCGCUGCGCCGCGUGUACGCGCCCAAGGCGGGCGGCGCGUGGUGCCUGCAGAGCGCGUGCGCCGCUGCGCCGCUCGACUCGUUCGUGCUCUUCUCGUCGAUGGCUGCCCUGUUUGGCGCGGGCCAGUCGAACUACAGCGCGGCCAACUGCUGCCUCGACGCGCUGUCGGCUCGGCGGCGCGGCGACGGGCUGGCGGCGUCGAGCGUGCAGUGGGGCCCGUGGGCGGACGUGGGUAUGGCGGCGGGCGGCGCGGUGGGCGGUCGGCUGCAGGCGACGGGGGUCGGCUUGAUCACGGCCGCUCAGGGCCGGGCGGCACUGGCGGCUGCCGCGGUGCCGCAGGCGCCUCCAGUCUUGGCCUUGUUGGUGGUCGACUGGCGUCGGCUUGUGCGGACGAUGGGCACGACGCCACCGCUGCUGUCGUCGCUGGCGGCCUCGAGUGGCUCCGCCGCGCCGAAGGCCGCCGUCGCUGCCGGCGGGUCUGCAGGCAAGAGCACGGUUGACCUCGACCUUGUCCUGGAGAUCGCUCGCCAAAUCGCGGGAGGCGGGCUCGACGCGGACGUGCCGCUGAUGGACGCGGGCGUCGACUCGCUCGGCGCCGUCGAGCUGCGCAACCAGCUGCAUGCCGCGGCGGGCGACUCGCUCUCUCUGCCAAGCACACUGGUUUUCGACCACCCGACGGCGCGCCAGCUCGCUGCCUUCUUUGCCUCGGCUGCUCUCGGCGGCGAGGCGACGGCGGCGGCGGCGUCUCGUCGGUCGGCGGUCGGCGGUAGCGUGGAGGCCUCUCGCUUCUCACGCGACUCGGUGCGCGCGGGCGGGCUGCAGAUGGUGCUGCCGUCGGGUGUCGCAUCUGCGGCGUCGCUGAGCCGCGUUGGGGCGUGCGCCGCCAACCUCGUGUCGGAGGUGCCCGUCGAGCGUUGGACGCUUGAGGCGCCGAGCCCCUCCGACGGCGAGGUGGCGAGGCGCGUGCGGCACGGCGCGUUUGUCCACGGCGCGGAGCUGUUUGACCACGCGCGUUUCGGCGUGUCGAGCGCCGAGGCGCAGUCGAUGGACCCGCAGCAGCGGUUGCUGCUCGAGCGGGGCUACGAGUCGCUGCGCGGCGCAGGCCUCGAGCGGGCGGCCCUGGCGGACACGGCGUUCGGCGUCUUUGUGGCGAUCGCGAGCGUGGACUUCAAUUUGCUGAUGAACGCGUCGCCGGCGGGCGGGAGCGUGUACGCCGCGACGGGGAGCGCGCACUCGAUCGCUUCAGGCCGGCUUUCCUACGUGCUCGGCCUGCAGGGCCCGUGCGUCUCGUACGACACGGCGUGCUCCGCCGCGCUGGUGGCGUGCCACGCCGGCUUGCGGGCGACGCAGCUGCGCGAGAGCAUCGGCAGCCUCGUAGCGGGUGUCAGCUUGAUGCUGCUGCCGAACUUGGGCACGUGCUUCGCUGUGGCUGGCAUGCUGUCAGCGCGCGGCCGGUGCCACACCUUCGACGCUCGGGCCGACGGCUACGCGCGCGGCGAGGCGUGCUGCGCGCUCACGCUGCGCACGACGGGCGUGGAGGCGUGCACGCUCGCGGUGCGAGGCGGCUGCGUGCGGCAAGACGGGAAGAGCGCGAGCCUGACCGCGCCGAACGGGCGAGCCCAGCACGCGCUGCUCGACGCGAGUCUGGUGGACGCGGCCCUGCCGUGCGAGGACCUGUCGAUGUGGGAGGCGCACGGCACGGGCACGGCGCUGGGCGACCCGAUCGAGAUGCGCUCGCUCGCCGCGGCGGUGCUGACGUACCUCGGCGACGAGUGCGCGUUGCCCACCGGGAGCGUCAAGGCCAACGCCGGCCACGGCGAGCCGGCGGCGGGCGGCUCCGGGCUGCUGCGGCUGGCCGUCGGUCUUGGCGGCGGCGUCGCGUCGCCGAACGCGCAGCUACGCACGGUCAACCCGCACAUUGCGGCGGUCUUUGAGGGCUCGCCGACCGCGUCGCUCCCGUCGCAGCACUCGCCUUUCCUCCAGGUGGGCGGUGGCGCGGCGGCGACAGGGGCGGUGAGCUCCUUCGGCUACAGCGGGACGAUCGCGUCGUGCGUGGUCGACGCCGAGCGGCGGACGUCGCGUCCUCGGCUUCGGUCGGGCGCCGUGCCGCUUGUGAUGCAGCGCCGUCGCUUCGAGCCGUGGGCGGGCUGCCACCCGCUGCGCGCCCACGUGUCGAGCGCCGGCAGCUUGACGAUUGCGUGGAGCCCGGCGGUCGGUCGGCUGGCGGCGUUGGUCUCCGACCACAUCGUCGACGGCCAGGUCGUCUUUCCCGCGGCGGCAUAUCUGGAGAUGGCGCGGGCGGCCAGCGCAGCCGCCCACGGCAGCGUGCCGUCAGCAGGCGCUGCGCUGCGGCGCGUCUUCUUUCUGAAGCCGCUCGUGCUCGACGGCUCGGCGGCGCGCGUGAGCUGUGAGGUCGACACGGCCGCAGGCCGGUUCGAGAUCAGCGGCGUCGGCGAGGAGCCGACAGAUCACACGGCGCACUGCGCCGGCGCGUCGUGUCCGCUCGCUUCGCCGAGCGCGCCGCUCGACCUGCCGUCCGUCGCCAGCGCUUGCACAUGCGCGGCGGGUGUCGGCCGGCUUUACGCCCACUCGCGCUCGAUGCGGCUUGAGUACGGCCCGGAGUACCGCACGCUCGCUGCGGCGCGCUUGUCCACGGCCGGCGCAGCGACGGCACGGCUGCACAAGCGCUCCAGGCUGUCUGGCACGCAGCUGCACCCGGCCGACCUGGACGGCGCGUUGCAGCUCACGCAGCUGGUCUCCGAGACCCGCCCCGGCUGCACUCGGCUGCCGUUCGCCGUGGGCGCAGCCGCUCUGCAACAGGCGUCGGGGCGGCUCUGGUCGGUCGCUGCUCGGGAGAGCGGGAGCUUGGUCAGCGUCUGGCUCGCGGGCGCGGCGUGUGGCAGCGCGCCAGCGGUGCGGCUGAGCGGCUUUGAGAGCCGCGCGAUUGCGGAGUCGGCUGCGUCGGAUCGCGAGCGGCAUUUGUACACUACGGCGUGGCGGCCGGCCGGCGGGGCGGCUCUCCCUAUCUCUGCUGGCGGCGCUGACGGUGGCGCGCUGGUGCUCGGGAGGUGCCGGCCGCGGCUGCGGCGCUCGCCGGCGGCCGAGGUCACCGGCGGGCGGCAGACGGACUCUUUGGUGUUGGCGCCCAGUGGCAUCGCGGGCACGAGCGCGGCAGCCGAGCCGGUCGGGGCGCUUGAGGCGGCGCUGGGCGUGGUGCGCUCACAGCUGGCGGGUGGCUCUCUCCAAGUGCCUCUGUGGCUGGUGCGGGCUUGCGGCGCUCGCUCGCGGGACAGCCACGAGCACCAGCCCGGCUUGCUGGGACUCGCGCGGUCGGCGCGGAGCGAGGCGCCAUCGGCGCCGCUCGGUUGUCUUGCGCUCUCUGGCGCGGCGGCGGUGUCCCUCGUGGAGCCGGCGGCGGCGGCGCUGGCCCUCCAGGGCUUGGCCGAGCCGGAGCUGCGCCUCGUGGGCGACGUCGCUCUCGCGCCUCGGCUCGUCGCUGCGGCGUGCUCGCUUUCGUGCCCCAUCGCGCUUCGCUUUGACGCGCGGGGCUCGCUGACGAGUUUGCGCGUGGUGCCGCAGCCGCUCAACAAAAGCGUUGCCGCGGACGACGAGGCUUCGUUGCGGGUGUGGUGCGUCGGCCUCAACUUUCGCGACGUGCUCAACGUGCUGGGUGCGUACCCCGGCGACCCGGGUGCGCCCGGCUCGGAUUGUGCGGCGCGCGUGGCGGCUCUCGGCGCGGCGGCGGGGGCGGAGCUGGCGGUUGGCGGGUGUGUGCUUGGCCACGCGGUGGCGGCGCUUGCCUCGCUCGCCCGCGCUGACGUGCGGCUGCUGGCGGCGCGGCCGGCGGAGCUGUCGCCCGCCUCGGCGUGCACUCUGCCGACGGUGUGGAGCACGGUGCAUGCCGCGUUUUGCGGCUCGCGUCCGCUGGCCCGGCACCGGCUGCUCGUGCAUGCGGGCGCGGGCGGAGUUGGCCUUGCGGCUGUGGAGUACAGCCACUGGCUUCGGCUAGCGACUGGCACGACCGCGGGGCGGCCACGCAAGCACCGCGUUCUGCGCGCAUUGGGCCUGGAGGGGGGGAUGGGCAGCUCGCGCGACGGCGGCGCGUACGCUUCGGGCUUGGCGGCCUUGCGCUCGCGGCGGUUGGACUGCGUGCUCAACAGCCUCUCCGGCGACUUCAUCGCCUGUUCGGUGGCGCUGGCUCGCGAGGGCGGCACCUUCGCCGAGAUCGGCAAGCGCGGCGUGUGGUCGUCGGCGCGGGCGUGGUCGUCGGCGGCGCAUCUGCGCUACGAGGUGCUUGCGCUCGACGCGACGAUGGAGCACGCUCCGGAGUGGACCCAACAUGCGCUGCGCCAGCUGGCGGCGCGGGCCCGGCGGCUCGUGUUGCACGGGCUGCCGCUGGAGCUCUUCGACCUGGAGAGCGAGGCGGUCGCGGCGUUCCGGUACCUGCAGAGCGGCUCAAACUCCGGGAAGGUGGUGCUCCGCGUGGCCUUCCUCGAGCAGAGCGCGCACGGGUCGCACAUCGUGACGGGCGGGAGCGGGGGCCUGGCUUUUGUGACCGCGGGCUGGCUGGUCGGCCGAGGCGCGUCGGCGGUGGUGCUCUCCUCGCGCAGCGGGCGAGUGGGCGCGGCGCAGGCGGACACAUCGGCGGGGUCGGUGGCCUCGUGUGCCUUGCUCGCGGCUCGCUGCGACGCGUCGGAGCCCGCCGACGUGCGCCGUCUCGUGGGCGUGCGGGAGUGGCGCGGCGUGUGGCACGCGGCGGGCGUGCUGUCGGACGGGCUGCUGCGCUCGCAGACGGCAGCGUCGCUGCGCCGCGUGUACGCGCCCAAGGCGGGCGGCGCGUGGUGCCUGCAGAGCGCGUGCGCCGCUGCGCCGCUCGACUCGUUCGUGCUCUUCUCGUCGAUGGCUGCCCUGUUUGGCGCGGGCCAGUCGAACUACAGCGCGGCCAACUGCUGCCUCGACGCGCUGUCGGCUCGGCGGCGCGGCGACGGGCUGGCGGCGUCGAGCGUGCAGUGGGGCCCGUGGGCGGACGUGGGUAUGGCGGCGGGCGGCGCGGUGGGCGGUCGGCUGCAGGCGACGGGGGUCGGCUUGAUCACGGCCGCUCAGGGCCGGGCGGCACUGGCGGCUGCCGCGGUGCCGCAGGCGCCUCCAGUCUUGGCCUUGUUGGUGGUCGACUGGCGUCGGCUUGUGCGGACGAUGGGCACGACGCCACCGCUGCUGUCGUCGCUGGCGGCCUCGGGUGGCUCCGCCGCGCCGAAGGCCGCCGUCGCUGCCGGCGGGUCUGCAGGCAAGAGCACGGUUGACCUCGACCUUGUCCUGGAGAUCGCUCGCCAAAUCGCGGGAGGCGGGCUCGACGCGGACGUGCCGCUGAUGGACGCGGGCGUCGACUCGCUCGGCGCCGUCGAGCUGCGCAACCAGCUGCAUGCCGCGGCGGGCGACUCGCUCUCUCUGCCAAGCACACUGGUUUUCGACCACCCGACGGCGCGCCAGCUCGCUGCCUUCUUUGCCUCGGCUGCUCUCGGCGGCGAGGCGACGGCGGCGGCGGCGUCUCGUCGGUCGGCGGUCGGCGGUAGCGUGGAGGCCUCUCGCUUCUCACGCGACUCGGUGCGCGCGGGCGGGCUGCAGAUGGUGCUGCCGUCGGGUGUCGCAUCUGCGGCGUCGCUGAGCCGCGUUGGGGCGUGCGCCGCCAACCUCGUGUCGGAGGUGCCCGUCGAGCGUUGGACGCUUGAGGCGCCGAGCCCCUCCGACGGCGAGGUGGCGAGGCGCGUGCGGCACGGCGCGUUUGUCCACGGCGCGGAGCUGUUUGACCACGCGCGUUUCGGCGUGUCGAGCGCCGAGGCGCAGUCGAUGGACCCGCAGCAGCGGUUGCUGCUCGAGCGGGGCUACGAGUCGCUGCGUGGCGCAGGCCUCGAGCGGGCGGCCCUGGCGGACACGGCGUUCGGCGUCUUUGUGGCGAUCGCGAGCGUGGACUUCAAUUUGCUGAUGAACGCGUCGCCGGCGGGCGGGAGCGUGUACGCCGCGACGGGGAGCGCGCACUCGAUCGCUUCAGGCCGGCUUUCCUACGUGCUCGGCCUGCAGGGCCCGUGCGUCUCGUACGACACGGCGUGCUCCGCCGCGCUGGUGGCGUGCCACGCCGGCUUGCGGGCGACGCAGCUGCGCGAGAGCAUCGGCAGCCUCGUAGCGGGCGUCAGCUUGAUGCUGCUGCCGAACUUGGGCACGAGCUUCGCUGUGGCUGGCAUGCUGUCAGCGCGCGGCCGGUGCCACACCUUCGACGCUCGGGCCGACGGCUACGCGCGCGGCGAGGCGUGCUGCGCGCUCACGCUGCGCACGACGGGCGUGGAGGCGUGCACGCUCGCGGUGCGAGGCGGCUGCGUGCGGCAGGACGGGAAGAGCGCGAGCCUGACCGCGCCGAACGGGCGAGCCCAGCACGCGCUGCUCGACGCGACUCUGGUGGACGCGGCCCUGCCGUGCGAGGACCUGUCGAUGUGGGAGGCGCACGGCACGGGCACGGCGCUGGGCGACCCGAUCGAGAUGCGCUCGCUCGCCGCGGCGGUGCUGACGUACCUCGGCGACGAGUGCGCGUUGCCCACCGGGAGCGUCAAGGCCAACGCCGGCCACGGCGAGCCGGCGGCGGGCGGCUCCGGGCUGCUGCGGCUGGCCGUCGGUCUUGGCGGCGGCGUCGCGUCGCCGAACGCGCAGCUACGCACGGUCAACCCGCACAUUGCGGCGGUCUUUGAGGGCGCGCCGACCGCGUCGCUCCCGUCGCAGCACUCGCCUUUCCUCCAGGUGGGCGGUGGCGCGGCGGCGACAGGGGCGGUGAGCUCCUUCGGCUACAGCGGGACGAUCGCGUCGUGUGUGGUCGACGCCGAGCGGCGGACGUCGGGUCCUCGGCUUCGGUCGGGCGCCGUGCCGCUUGUGAUGCAGCGCCGUCGCUUCGAGCCGUGGGCGGGCUGCCACCCGCUGCGCGCCCACGUGUCGAGCGCCGGCAGCUUGACGACUGCGUGGAGCCCGGCGGUCGGUCGGCUGGCGGCGUUGGUCUCCGACCACAUCGUCGACGGCCAGGUCGUCUUUCCCGCGGCGGCAUAUCUGGAGAUGGCGCGGGCGGCCAGCGCAGCCGCCCACGGCAGCGUGCCGUCAGCAGGCGCUGCGCUGCGGCGCGUCUUCUUUCUGAAGCCGCUCGUGCUCGACGGCUCGGCGGCGCGCGUGAGCUGUGAGGUCGACACGGCCGCAGGCCGGUUCGAGAUCAGCGGCGUCGGCGAGGAGCCGACAGAUCACACGGCGCACUGCGCCGGCGCGUCGUGUCCGCUCGCGUCGCCGAGCGCGCCGCUCGACCUGCCGUCCGUCGCCAGCGCUUGCACAUGCGCGGCGGGUGUCGGCCGGCUUUACGCCCACUCGCGCUCGAUGCGGCUUGAGUACGGCCCGGAGUACCGCACGCUCGCUGCGGCGCGCUUGUCCACGGCCGGCGCAGCGACGGCACGGCUGCACAAGCGCUCCAGGCUGUCUGGCACGCAGCUGCACCCGGCCGACCUGGACGGCGCGUUGCAGCUCACGCAGCUGGUCUCCGAGACCCGCCCCGGCUGCACUCGGCUGCCGUUCGCCGUGGGCGCAGCCGCUCUGCAACAGGCCUCGGGGCGGCUCUGGUCGGUCGCUGCUCGGGAGAGCGGGAGCUUGGUCAGCGUCUGGCUCGCGGGCGCGGCGUGUGGCAGCGCGCCAGCGGUGCGGCUGAGCGGCUUUGAGAGCCGCGCGAUUGCGGAGUCGGCUGCGUCGGAUCGCGAGCGGCAUUUGUACACUACGGCGUGGCGGCCGGCCGGUGGGGCGGCUCUCCCUAUCUCUGCUGGCGGCGCUGACGGUGGCGCGCUGGUGCUCGGGAGGUGCCGGCCGCGGCUGCGGCGCUGGCCGGCGGCCGAGGUCACCGGCGGGCGGCAGACGGACUCUUUGGUGUUGGCGCCCAGUGGCAUCGCGGGCACGAGCGCGGCAGCCGAGCCGGUCGGGGCGCUUGAGGCGGCGCUGGGCGUGGUGCGCUCACAGCUGGCGGGUGGCUCUCUCCAAGUGCCUCUGUGGCUGGUGCGGGCUUGCGGCGCUCGCUCGCGGGACAGCCACGAGCACCAGCCCGGCUUGCUGGGACUCGCGCGGUCGGCGCGGAGCGAGGCGCCAUCGGCGCCGCUCGGUUGUCUUGCGCUCUCUGGCGCGGCGGCGGUGUCCCUCGUGGAGCCGGCGGCGGCGGCGCUGGCCCUCCAGGGCUUGGCCGAGCCGGAGCUGCGCCUCGUGGGCGACGUCGCUCUCGCGCCUCGGCUCGUCGCUGCGGCGUGCUCGCUUUCGUGCCCCAUCGCGCUUCGCUUUGACGCGCGGGGCUCGCUGACGAGUUUGCGCGUGGUGCCGCAGCCGGUCGGGAGCGGCGUAGCGGCGGACGGCGAGGCUUCGUUGCGGGUGUGGUGCGUCGGCCUCAACUUUCGCGACGUGCUCAACGUGCUGGGUGCGUACCCCGGCGACCCGGGUGCGCCCGGCUCGGAUUGUGCGGCGCGCGUGGCGGCUCUCGGCGCGGCGGCGGGGGCGGAGCUGGCGGUUGGCGGGUGUGUGCUUGGCCACGCGGUGGCGGCGCUUGCCUCGCUCGCCCGCGCUGACGUGCGGCUGCUGGCGGCGCGGCCGGCGGAGCUGUCGCCCGCCUCGGCGUGCACUCUGCCGACGGUGUGGAGCACGGUGCAUGCCGCGUUUUGCGGCUCGCGUCCGCUGGCCCGGCACCGGCUGCUCGUGCAUGCGGGCGCGGGCGGAGUUGGCUUUGCGGCUGUGGAGUACAGCCACUGGCUUCGGCUAGCGACUGGCACGACCGCGGGGCGGCCACGCAAGCACCGCGUUCUGCGCGCACUGGGCCUGGAGGGGGGGAUGGGCAGCUCGCGCGACGGCGGCGCGUACGCUUCGGGCUUGGCGGCCUUGCGCUCGCGGCGGUUGGAUUGCGUGCUCAACAGCCUCUCCGGCGACUUCAUCGCCUGUUCGGUGGCGCUGGCUCGCGAGGGCGGCACCUUCGCCGAGAUCGGCAAGCGCGGCGUGUGGUCGUCGGCGCGGGCGUGGUCGUCGGCGGCGCAUCUGCGCUACGAGGUGCUUGCGCUCGACGCGACGAUGGAGCACGCUCCGGAGUGGACCCAACAUGCGCUGCGCCAGCUGGCGGCGCGGGCCCGGCGGCUCGUGUUGCACGGGCUGCCGCUGGAGCUCUUCGACCUGGAGAGCGAGGCGGUCGCGGCGUUCCGGUACCUGCAGAGCGGCUCAAACUCCGGGAAGGUGGUGCUCCGCGUGGCCUUCCUCGAGCAGAGCGCGCACGGGUCGCACAUCGUGACGGGCGGGAGCGGGGGCCUGGCUUUUGUGACCGCGGGCUGGCUGGUCGGCCGAGGCGCGUCGGCGGUGGUGCUCUCCUCGCGCAGCGGGCGAGUGGGCGCGGCGCAGGCGGACACAUCGGCGGGGUCGGUGGCCUCGUGUGCCUUGCUCGCGGCUCGCUGCGACGCGUCGGAGCCUGCCGACGUGCGCCGUCUCGUGGGCGUGCGGGAUUGGCGCGGCGUGUGGCACGCGGCGGGCGUGCUGUCGGACGGGCUGCUGCGCUCGCAGACGGCGGCGUCGCUGCGCCGCGUGUACGCGCCCAAGGCGGGCGGCGCGUGGUGCCUGCAGAGCGCGUGCGCCGCUGCGCCGCUCGACUCGUUCGUGCUCUUCUCGUCGAUGGCUGCCCUGUUUGGCGCGGGCCAGUCGAACUACAGCGCGGCCAACUGCUGCCUCGACGCGCUGUCGGCUCGGCGGCGCGGCGACGGGCUGGCGGCGUCGAGCGUGCAGUGGGGCCCGUGGGCGGACGUGGGUAUGGCGGCGGGCAGCGCGGUGAGUGCACGCUUACAGGCGUCUGGCCUACGGCAGAUCAGCUUGCAGGAGGGGGCGGCCGGUCUGGUCGCGGCGCUCAGCGCUCGCGAGCCGGCCGUGUUUGCGCUGUUUCUCACCGAUUGGGAUCGGUUCUUGGAGUCUCUACCCGCCGUCCCACUGCUGCUUGACAGGUUCAAGCCCGCCGCCACCGCUCGUGGUGCAAGCUCGACCUUGACCAACCAGCUUCCGAUGGAGCAAGUACUGCGAAUUGCGCAGGGAGUCGCGGGGGCUGAGCUCGACCCGGACAAGCCUCUCAUGGAAGCGGGCUUGGACUCACUCGGCGCCGUCGAGCUGCGCAACCAGCUGCAGCGCGCAGCCGGCGAUGGGUUGGAGCUGCCGUCGACUUUCAUUUUCGACGCGCCGACCGUCCGCGCCAUCUCUGCGCUGGUGCAGGCGCCGGAGGAGAACCCGGGCUCUGAGUUGGGCCUCGCGCCGCCAGUGAUGACCUCGUCAUCACAGACGCUGGUCGGGAGCAGCGUUCGCCUACCGGCGGGCGUUGCUACGCAGCACACAUUUUCACUGGUCCUUGCUUCUUGCGGAGACGUCGCUGCCGAGGUCCCGCUGGAACGGUGGGACGUGGGAAGCGCUGUCGCCGACGCGGUCGCUGGCGGACUGGACGAUGUGGUGUGCAGCCGGAUGAGGUACGGAGCUUUCCUCCGCCAGGCUGACCUCUUCGACGCAUCCGCCUUCUCUGUCUCGAAGAGCGAGGCGUUUGCCAUGGACCCACAGCAGCGCCUGUGCCUCGAGCACGGCUACGCGGCUUUGCACGCCGCAGGGCUUCUGCGCGCCUCGCUCCUGGGCCGGGAGACCGGAGUCUUCCUGGCGCUCUCGUGCCAAGACUUCUCGAGGGUGCUCCUCCAGUCGGACGCGUGGCGCUCCGUCUACGCUGCCACCGGCAGCAGCCAGUCCGUAGCAGCUGGGAGGCUCUCCUUCGCGCUUGGCAUGCAGGGACCUUGCACGCAAGUCGACACCGCCUGCUCCGCAGGGCUGACGGCCACCAAUCUGGCGUGCGGCACUCUGCAGCUCGGCGAGUGCCGCGAGGCGGUGGUCCUGGCGGUCAACGUGAUGCUCGUGACCGACGUCCACCAGGCGUUCGCGAUCGCGGGCAUGACAUCGCCUCGAGGCAAGUGCCACACCUUCGACGAGAGGGCGGAUGGCUACGUGCGCGCUGACUCUUGCGGCGCGGCGGUCUUCGAGCCGCAAGACGAGGGCCAGAGGAGCCGAUGCGCGGUCGCUGGCGUGACUGUCCGCUGCGAUGGACGGAGUGCUAGCCUCACCGCCCCGAACGGUCAGGCGCAGUGCCGUCUGAUCAGCGCGGCGAUAGCGCGGGCGGGGGUGCGCGCUGCGGACGUGCAAGUGGAGGAGGCACACGGGACGGGAACCGCGCUGGGCGACCCGAUCGAGAUGCGGAGUCUAUCGACGAGCGUCUUUGUUCCUGCCGCCAAGGAGGGCGCGGCACAGACGACUGUCGGGAGCCUCAAGGCCAACGCGGGCCACGCCGAGCCUGGCGCUGGAUUCAGCGGGUUUCAGGCGUUGGUGCUUGCAUUGCAAGGCUCCGCGACGUCGCCGAACGCGCAGCUCCGGAGAGUGAACCCCCACGUCCACGAUGUGCUCUCCAUCGUGCCUUGCGGACUACCCACGGCACCAAGCAACGUGGGUCACGGGCAGUCGGGUCUUAUGUACGGUGCAGUCUCCUCCUUUGGCUACAGCGGCACCAUUGUCCACGCCGUCCUCUCGUGCUCGGCCCGCGCGGGCGAGCCGGCGCGGCCGCCGUCCGCUCCGGGCUUGGUCUACCGCAGGCAGCGCUUCUCGUGGCAGGACGAGCUGCACCCGCUGGCGCAGCAGCCGGGCCGCGCCGGCGAGGCCCACCUCUUCCGCUCGCCGGCCCGGGGCCGGCUAGUUGCCCUCAUGGCCGACCACGUCGUGCAAGGCCGCGUCAUCUUCCCCGCGGCCGGCUACCUCGAGCUGGCGCGGGCCGCAUGCCAGGCGAGCACGCUUUACGCGGGCAGCCGUGCGUGCCAUCUGCGCCGCGUCCUCUUCAUGCAGCCCUGCGUGGUGGAGCCGGCUGCCGACCAGCACAUCGAGUGCGAGGUGUCGGGUGCGCUCGACAGUCUUGAGAUUCGCAGCGGCGCGGGCGCCGCCCUCGCCGAGCGGAUGGUGCAUUGCGCGGCGUCACCCUCGGGUGGCGGGGCGGGAGGCGCGGCGGGCGCGCGGUCGCUCGCCGCGCCAGCGCAGCGCGCGUGCUGCCCGCACGCCGCCGAUGCAGCUCGGAUCUACGGCGACUUCCGCGCCGUUGGGCUCGAGUACGGCCGCGCCUUCCAGACGCUCGCUCAGGGCUGGGCGUCGGCUCUCUCGGGCACGGCGAUCGCGUCUCUGCGCCCCCGACGCAAGGCGUGCCUCGAGGGCACUCUCCUCCACCCCGCGGACCUUGACGGCGCGCUGCAGGCCUCGAUUCUGAUGGAGCGCGAGCGCUCGAGCGAGACUCGACUCCCCUUCUCGGUGGCAGAGGCGGCGCUCAGCGGCUUGCACGGCAACAUGGUCGCGAUGCUGAGCCGGCGAGGCGCCUCCACGGCUGACGUCGUCCUGUCUGGCCUCGGGAAGGCGACGAGGCUCGACCACUUCGAGAGCCGUGUGCUCAAGAAGGGCGCCGCCGGCAAGGCUGCCUCGGCCGCCGGCAAGGCUGCCCCGGCCGCCGACUGGUCCUACGCGUGCGAGUGGGCUCCGGUGGCCUCCGCCGCGGCCGAUCCGAGCCAGGAGGCCCGCGUCUUGCUCGUGGGCGACCGGCGCGGCACGCUGGCCGCGGCGCUCGGGCGGAGCAUCGCUCGGCGCGCGGAGAGCGGGUCCGCCUCGGAGCUGCGCGAGGCCGGCGCUCUCGAUGGCGUCGUCCUCGUCGCGCCGCCCCGGGCUGCGGCCGCGCUGGGCAGCAUCGCGUCGGCGCUGACCAUCGUGCAGUGGCAGAUGGACCUGCCCGCCGCUGUGCCGGUGUGGGUCUGCACGCACCUGACCCAGCCCGUCGCCUCCGUGCGGCGGAGCUCGAGCGAGCACGCCGGUCUGUGGGGCUUUGCGCGUGCGUGUCUGCAAGAGGCAGCCGGGCUGCCGCUGUACAACCUGGACCUCGACUUCGGGUGCGCGCAGUCGCUGCGUGGCGCGGCCGAGCUCGUGCGCUCGCGCGCGCUGGCAUCCGAGGACGGGUUCGUCCACGGCUUGCGAGUGGGACCCGCCGCCGAGAACGAGGCCGCGCUCCGCGGCGGCUCGAUGCACGUUCGCCGGCUGACCUUGCGGAGAUCGCCGGCGGCGUUGCAGUCGAUCGUCCUGACUUGCGAGCCCCGCGGCUCAUUCGCGAACCUCAAGCUCGAGCCUCGGGGCGACCACUCGUCCCGCGAUGGCAACGAGGUGGCGCCCACCGAGGUCAGCAUCGCCGUGCAUGCGGUCGGCCUCAACUUCCGGGAUGUCCUGGAUGCGUUGGGUGAACUUCCGUCGGAGUACCUUGGCACGCUUGGUUCCGACUGCGCUGGCAUGGUGGAGCACGCGGGCUCGCAGGUCGCUCACAUUGCUCAGCGCGACGCUUGCUUCGGUCAGGCGAAGAAUUGCCUCGCAUCGCAUGUGUGCUGCGACGCGCGAUUGCAGGUGCGCAAGCCGAGCGCGGUGAGCUUUGAGGCCGCGACCACUCUGAUCAGCACCUGGUGCACUGUGCACGUGGCGUUCGUCCGGUCCCGGCUCGUCGGCUCGCGGCGGCUGCUCGUGCACGCUACGGCCGGCGGCGUUGGCCUGGCGGCUUCGGAGUACGCCGCGUGGCUUCGCCUCCGGCUCUUUGGCACCGCGGGCGCCCCGCGCAAGCACCACCUCCUGCGGUGCUGCGGCGUGCGCUCGACUGCGAGCUCUCGCCAAGCUGCCUCGUGCGGGCAUUCGCUCGCAUCGCAGCUUGGCGGGCGGCGCCUGGACGGCGUGCUCAACAGCCUGUCCGCGGACUUCAUCUCCACCUCCUUCGCGCUCCUUGCGCCGGCCGGCCGGUUCGAAGAGAUCGGGAAGCGCUCCGUGUGGAGCGUUGCGCGAGCCGCCGCCGCCGUGCCGAGCGCCUAUUCCGUCCUCGACAUGGCGCUCGACGUCCCCGCCGACCCUGACUGGUACUCUGCAGAGGUGCUGCAGGUCCUCGCGCGGCGGCUCGAGGCGGUUGUGGUCCACGGCCUCCCGCUCCGCAGCUUCGGCAUCGAGCGCGAGGCACGAGACGCGUUCCGGUUCCUCUCGGGCGGCGCAAACCUCGGCAAGGUGGUGAUCACGAUACCUGUCCGGUUGGGUGCGCCAAGCUCGUUGGCGGUGGCGUUUGCGCCGCUCUGCGAGCUGCUUGAUGCCCACGUGUCGGACGCGGUGCGCGCGCUCGAGGACUUGCCGCAGGUGACGGACGCCCACGAGGUGCUUGAGAGGGCUGUGAGGCACGACAUCGCCCGCGCCCUGAGCGGUUUGGACCCUUCUGCCAUCCCCAAGUGGCACCACCGGCUGCUAUAUGAGUGGUGCGCCGCCAUCGAGCCGCCCACAGAGCCCGCAUCGUACGAAGACGUGCUCGCAGUGUCGCCGCGGCUCUGGCCUGAGGUUGGCGUGACUCAACGAUGUGCCUCCCAGCUCGCCGCCGCCCUCCUCGGCACCGUCGCCUACCAGGAGCUCCUCUUCCCGGGAGGGUCCAUGGAGCUGACGCUGCCCGUGUACGAGGACGCCGUCAACGCUCGCUUCUACAACGAGUGCGUGGUGGCCGCGGUCGACUCCAUCAUUGCCAGCCUGCCAGCCGGCCGCUUCUUGAGCGUCGUCGAGGUUGGCGCCGGCACGGGCGGCACGGCAUCGAGCGUGCUGCCGCGGCUGCGUCGGGUGUGCGAGCAGUACAUGUUCACCGACGUGUCGGAGGUCUUCCUCAACCAGGCGCAGCGGCGCUUUGCCGAGUACGCCGGCUUCAUGCGCUUUGAGCUGCUCAACAUCGACGCCGACUCGCGCCUCCAGGGCUUCGCCUCGGGAUCGUUCGACCUCGCCAUCGCCACCAACGUGCUGCACGCGACGCCCUUCAUCCGCAACACGCUGCGAAACUGCCGCCGCCUGCUCUGCGACGGGGGCUUCCUUCUUCUGAAUGAGCUGCUUCGAACGAAUGGAUUUUUGCAGACCACGUUUGGCCUGACCGACGGGUGGUGGAUGUUUGCGAGCGACCCGGAGCGCACCAACCAGCCGAGCCCGCUGCUGUCGUGGGAGCACUGGCGUCAGAUCCUGGCGGCGAGCGGCUUUGCCAGCUCCCACUGCAUGCGCGGCGACGGCUACGUCCUAGAGGCGCAGGCGAUCAUCGUCUCCCAGGUGGGCGAGCGGUCGCCUGGCGCACGGCGCGCGGAGCUCGAUCGCGGCACCCACCUCUUCUCGGGUGGGCUCGGCGGGCUCGGCUUGCUGACGGCACGCAUGCUCGUGGGGCGUGGCGCGAAGCACCUGGUGCUUUCGUCUCGCAGCGGGCGCGUGCAGAGCGGCAGCGAGGCGGACUGGGCGUGGCUCACCAGCCGCGUUGCCGUGUCGCCCGCCCGUUGCGACGUGUCUGACGCCACCGCUGUGCGGGCGCUUGCCGGCGCCGUGCAGCAGAGCUGCAUGCCGCUGUGCGGGGUCUACCACGCCGCGGGCUUGCUUGCGGAUGCGACGGUGCGCAACCAGGCGAUGGGCCACUUCGCCACGGUCUUCGCGCCCAAGGUGCACGGCGCGGGCUGGCUGCACGCGGCCAGCCUCGCCGGCGCGCUGCAGCACUUCCACGCCUACUCGUCGGUGGCGGGGCUCAUCGGCAACGCCGCCGCGACGCCGCACUCUGCGGCCAACACGUGGCUCGACUCGCUGGUGCACUGCCGGCGCGACGCGGGCCUGGGCGGGCUCGGCACGCAGUGGGGCGCCGUCGCCGAGAUCGGCUACGCUGCGCGCCACGGGGCGGACGAGCGGGCGACGAAGAGCGGCAUGGGCGCCGUCACGCGUGCGAUGGCGUGGGACGCCCUUCACGCCUCGCUGGCGCGGUGCGACCGCGUCGUGGCGGUGUGGCCGGCCGAGUGGCCGCUGCUGCUCGGCCGCGCACCUGCCGGCGCCGUGCCCGGCCUGCUCCUGCCGUGGAAGAACCGGCGCGGCCGAGCGGCGCCGAAGCGCGCCCGCGCAGCGCCGGCGCCGGGCGUUCCGGCGAGUGCCAGCGCGACCCAGCCGGCCGCGACGGCGGGUUCGUCCGCCCUUCUGAGCCUCGACGGGGUGCUCGAGAUCUUGCAGGGCACAAUGAGCGCACGCGUCGACGCGGACGUGCCUCUCAUGGAGGCGGGGCUCGACUCGCUCGGCGCGGUCGAGCUGCGCAACCAGCUCCAGCGGGCGGCUGGCGACGCGGUGCCACUGCCGAGCACUCUGGUGUUUGACCACCCGACUGCGCGUCAGCUGGCUUCCUUCUUCAGCGACAAGGGCGCGCCGCCGGUGGCAGCCGCCGCCGCCACGCCCUCGCAUGCCUCCGCCCGCGCUGCCGAGGCGGUUUGCGCCGCCGGCCUCUCUGCCACCCUUCCGGAGGGCGUCACCACUCUCGAGGCGGCUCGAGCCGUCGCCGCGACGGGCGGCAACGUGGUGUCGGAGGUGCCUGCAGACCGGUGGACGCUAGAGGCCAGCAACGUUUCCGCUGCAGUUGCUCAGCGCGUUUGCCACGGAGCGUUUGUCCGAGCGGCCGACCUGUUCGAUAACGGCCACUUUGGCAUCUCCGCGGUGGAGGCGGCUUCGAUGGAUCCGCAGCAGCGCAUCUUGCUCGAGCGGGGCUACGAGUCGCUACACGGUGCUGGACUUCCCAAGUCCAGCCUGCUAGGGAGCGUCACCGGGAUUUUCAUUGGCAUCGCCGCCAACGACUUCGCCGAGAUUCUCUCGAAAUCUCCCGCAGGGGGCAGCGUCUACUCCGCCACGGGUAGCAGCCACUCGAUCGCAUCUGGACGGCUGUCCUACAUUUUGGGCCUCCAGGGUCCGUGCGCGUCGUAUGACACUGCCUGCUCCUCUACUCUCACCGCAUGCCAUGCGGCGGUGCGUGCGACACGGCAUGCCGAAAGCGUCGACAACUUGGUCGCUGGCAUCAGCCUGCUUCUUUUGCCCCGAGUUAGCUAUAGCUUUGCGACGGCUGGCAUGACGUCGGCGCGGGGGCGCUGCCACACUUUUGACGCCCGCGCUGACGGCUAUGCUCGUGCUGAGGCGUGCUGUGCCCUCACCUUGCGCACGGGGAUGGGCCACCUCUCCUUGGCGGGUAGCUGCGUGCGAUCAGACGGCAAGAGCGCGAGCCUCACCGCGCCAAACGGCAAGGCGCAGCAGGCGCUCCUUGAGGCAGCGCUCGUCGAUGCCGGAUCGACCUGCGAUGAUCUGAGCUGCGUCGAGGCGCACGGCACUGGCACGUCGCUCGGCGACCCGAUCGAGGUGGGCUCGCUCGCCGCGACCUUGCUUGCAGGGCACGGUUCCAUCACGGCAGUGGGCAGCAUCAAGGCCAACGCGGGCCAUGCCGAGCCUGCUGCCGGUGCCGCGGGGCUUCUUCGCCUCGGGCUGAAGCUGGUGACCGAUCAGGCGUCGCCCAACGCACAGCUCCGCGUGCUCAACCCGCACGUGGCUUCCGCGAUCGAGAGCGUCCGCGUCUUGCACCAGACGCAGCUCGCGACGACGUGGGAGGGCGGCAACGCCACUCGGCUCGGCGGCGUGAGCUCGUUUGGGUACAGCGGCACCAUUGUGCAUGUCGUCGCUGCUGCAUCAGCGCUGACGGUGGCCCCGUCCACCUCGUUCACACGCCGUUACAGCUACCGCCACAAGUCGUUCAAGUGGCGCUCCUCGUCGCCUACCAGCACCGAGGCCUCGCUUUCAAGCUACCAAGCUGCGUGGGUCCGCUCCCGCAGCGCGCUUCAGGCGGCUACCGUCUCUGGCCGCUGCCUUCUGCUCGCUCCCCACCAGGGGAUUUCGCUUGUCGGGAGAGCGCUUGUCCAGGCUAGGCUGCAGGUGGAGAAGGCUGACUUGGAGGCGGGGGCCAGCGCAGCCGGGCAGUGGGCCGCCGUGGUCAUCUGCCCCGGCGGGGAGGGCGACACCACGGCCGCCCCUCUGAUCACUCUUCUCCAGCGCCUGGUCAAUCUGCAGCCGCCCCCCCAGAUCAUCGUCUGCACCAGCGGCGAGGUUGUCGCCGCGCCACGCGUCGUCCAGCCCGGCUCCAUCCUCGGAGGGUGUGGCUCGUGGGGCGUCGGCAGAGUCCUCCAGCUCGAGCGGCCCCAGCUGCGGCUCGGACUCGUCGAUCUCCCCCGCGCCACGCCGGCCGCGGAGGAGGCAGCACGCUCAUUCUUCACAGCUGCGCUUUCCGCGGCGGCGCACGACUCCGCUGCAGCCUACGUCGGUGCCUCGAGGUUUGUGGCCCGCCUCCGCCGUGGGGGCGGCGUGACGAAAACCUCGACUUUGGCCGGUCCGUCCAGGCAGAGAAGUUCCGUCGUUGUGACUGGCGGCCUUGGUGGUCUCGGGCUCAAGGCGGCGCUGCUCUUUGCUCGCUCUGCCUCGUCGAUUCUGCUCACCUCUCGCAGCGGCGCUGUGGUGCGCGACGGCCAAGGCCUGCACGACAUGCUGCAAUCUCUGCGAGACUCGGCGAAGCAUGUGGCUGUCCUGGCGUGCGACGCGAGCAAGCCGGCCGAUGUCAAGGCGCUGCUUGGAGCCACGGCCGGUGGGACCGCCCAUGUCCUGCAUGCAGCAGGCGUGGCCGACAAGGGUCUGCUCGCCGACAUCCUCGCGCCGCGCGUGCACGCCGUCUUUGCGGCCAAAGUCGACAGCGCAAGGCUUCUUCACGCCUGCACGACGACGGCACCGUUGCGGGGAUUCUUGCUCUACUCGUCUGUCGCUGCCAUGCUCGGCGGCGCCGGGCAAGCGAGCUACGCCUCGGCCAACUCGUGCUUGGACGUGUUGGCCGCCCACUUGGGCAGCCGCGGGUGCGUCGCCAGCAGCGUGCAGUUCCCGCUCGUGCAGGGCGUCGGAAUCGGAGCCGCUGCCUUCUCCAAAGGGCAGAUGUCCUUCCGAGGCAUGCUUGCCAUCUCUCUCGUCGAGUACGAGGCCGUACUCCAGUCGGUGCUCAGCAAUGCGGCCGUGGCCGUGCGAUUGCCACUGCCCACGGCCACCGCACGCAUGCUCGAGGGCGUGCCCAGCGCAGACGUUCCUCUCCUGUCGGAGCUGCGCGCCGCCGUGUCUAGCUCUGCAGCCUCUGGCACUGAGAAUGCGUGCGGAAGCAACUUUAGCCAGGAGCUGGCGACGUUGACGCCAGCGGUCAGAGCGACGAGAAUGGAGGAGGCCGUUUUGGAGACGGUGCGCAAGCUGAGCGACGUCGAAGCCAUCGGCGCCGCCACGCCGCUGAUGGAGGCUGGCAUCGACUCGCUAGCCGCAACGGAGCUCGCCUCGCGCCUGCGCGAUCUAACGGGCGUCGCGGUGUCGCCAACAAUGGUGUUCGACCACCCGACUCCCCGAGCCCUCGCAUCGCAUCUGCUAGAAGAGCUGCGCUGCUCGGGCGCAAACCGGCCGAUUGCCACUGCCAGUGCGUCGCCUGCAGCGGCGGAGAAAGCCAUCUCGAUCUCAGGUGGGGAUGUCGCGCGCUGGCCAGGAGGAGCCGAGGCGAUCGGUGAAGCAAUGGCGAGCUUCGAAGCGAGCGGGGACGGCAUCCGCGCAGUGCCCCGCGUGCGAUGGGUGCUCAGCGAGCACGUGGACAUCGGCUCAAUCAGCGACGUGCAGGCGGCGGCUGCAGGCAGCGGUGGGUUUGUGUGCAAAGCUGAGCUGUUCGACAGCGCCCUCUUCGCCAUCUCGCCCACUGAGGGCGCUGCCAUGGACCCGCAGCAGCGGCUGCUCCUUGAGCUCAGCUAUCAGGCCUUCCACGGCCACGGCUUGCGACGCGACUCGCUGCUCGGCACAGACACCGGCGUAUACGUUGGGAUGGAGCGGCCAGAUUGGACCCGGAUGCAGUCGCCACAAGCCGCAGCCUCUGUCUAUGCCGUGACUGCCGACACCAACUCCGUUGCCGCGGGGCGCAUCUCCUUCUGCUUGGGGCUGAUGGGGCCCUGCAUGAGCCUCGACACUGCUUGCUCUUCGGCACUCAGUGCGCAGCACAGCGCCGCCAGCGCCAUGCGCAAUACCGAGUGCGCGCUGGCGUUGGUCGCGUCUGUGACGCUGAAGCUGUCGCCUCUUGUGACCCUACGAGUUGCCGCUGCGGGAAUGCUUUCUCCCGACGCCCGCUGCAAGACCUACGACAGGAGUGCCAACGGGUUUGUCCGGGCGGAGGGCGUCGGCGCGAUCGUCCUCACACGUGACGCUAUUUGCGAGGGAGCUCCCGCCCGGCUUCUGCUUGGCAGCGCGGUGCGGCAGGAUGGACGCAGCGCGAGCCUGACUGCGCCAAACGGCUCCGCCCAGCGGGUGCUGAUGAACGCUGCCCUGUCUCGCGCGUCGGUCACCGCGGCUGCUGUCGCAUCGAUUGAGGCGCACGGCACAGGCACGGCGCUCGGCGACCCGAUCGAGAGCGGCGCCUUGUCGCACCUCUUCCGCGCGGCUCCGGGGCACGUCGCUGUUGGGGCGCUCAAGGCAAAUGUCGGCCACGCGGAGCCAAUGUCUGGGCUGUUCGGCAUCUGCAAGGCCCUUCACGUCUUGUCGGCUGACUGCGCUGGCAACGCGCAGCUCCGGGUGAUGAACGAGCUCGUCUCUGAGCAUCUCGGUGGGGGUGCAGGACCGAGCGCCAUACUGCCUACGCAGCGGUUGCAGCGGGAGCGCGGGUUGGUGGCAGUGGGAGGCGUCUCCUCCUUUGGCUACAGCGGCACCAUCGUCCACGCCGUCCUCUCGUGCUCGGCCCGCGCGGGCGAGCCGGCGCGGCCGCCGUCCGCUCCGGGCUUGGUCUACCGCAGGCAGCGCUUCUCGUGGCAGGACGAGCUGCACCCGCUGGCGCAGCAGCCGGGCCGCGCCGGCGAGGCCCACCUCUUCCGCUCGCCGGCCCGGGGCCGGCUAGUUGCCCUCAUGGCCGACCACGUCGUGCAAGGCCGCGUCAUCUUCCCCGCGGCCGGCUAUCUCGAGCUGGCGCGGGCCGCAUGCCAGGCGAGCACGCUUUACGCGGGCAGCCGUGCGUGCCAUCUGCGCCGCGUCCUCUUCAUGCAGCCCUGCGUGGUGGAGCCGGCUGCCGACCAGCACAUCGAGUGCGAGGUGUCGGGUGCGCUCGACAGUCUUGAGAUUCGCAGCGGCGCGGGCGCCGCCCUCGCCGAGCGGAUGGUGCAUUGCGCGGCGUCACCCUCGGGUGGCGGGGCGGGAGGCGCGGCGGGCGCGCGGUCGCUCGCCGCGCCAGCGCAGCGCGCGUGCUGCCCGCACGCCGCCGAUGCAGCUCGGAUCUACGGCGACUUCCGCGCCGUUGGGCUCGAGUACGGCCGCGCCUUCCAGACGCUCGCUCAGGGCUGGGCGUCGGCUCUCUCGGGCACGGCGAUCGCGUCUCUGCGCCCCCGACGCAAGGCGUGCCUCGAGGGCACUCUCCUCCACCCCGCGGACCUUGACGGCGCGCUGCAGGCCUCGAUUCUGAUGGAGCGCGAGCGCUCGAGCGAGACUCGACUCCCCUUCUCGGUGGCAGAGGCGGCGCUCAGCGGCUUGCACGGCAACAUGGUCGCGAUGCUGAGCCGGCGAGGCGCCUCCACGGCUGACGUCGUCCUGUCUGGCCUCGGGAAGGCGACGAGGCUCGACCACUUCGAGAGCCGUGUGCUCAAGAAGGGCGCCGCCGGCAAGGCUGCCUCGGCCGCCGGCAAGGCUGCCCCGGCCGCCGACUGGUCCUACGCGUGCGAGUGGGCUCCGGUGGCCUCCGCCGCGGCCGAUCCGAGCCAGGAGGCCCGCGUCUUGCUCGUGGGCGACCGGCGCGGCACGCUGGCCGCGGCGCUCGGGCGGAGCAUCGCUCGGCGCGCGGAGAGCGGGUCCGCCUCGGAGCUGCGCGAGGCCGGCGCUCUCGAUGGCGUCGUCCUCGUCGCGCCGCCCCGGGCUGCGGCCGCGCUGGGCAGCAUCGCGUCGGCGCUGACCAUCGUGCAGUGGCAGAUGGACCUGCCCGCCGCUGUGCCGGUGUGGGUCUGCACGCACCUGACCCAGCCCGUCGCCUCCGUGCGGCGGAGCUCGAGCGAGCACGCCGGUCUGUGGGGCUUUGCGCGUGCGUGUCUGCAAGAGGCAGCCGGGCUGCCGCUGUACAACCUGGACCUCGACUUCGGGUGCGCGCAGUCGCUGCGUGGCGCGGCCGAGCUCGUGCGCUCGCGCGCGCUGGCAUCCGAGGACGGGUUCGUCCACGGCCUGCGAGUGGGACCCGCCGCCGAGAACGAGGCGGCGCUCCGCGGCGGCUCGAUGCACGUUCGCCGGCUGACCUUGCGGAGAUCGCCGGCGGCGUUGCAGUCGAUCGUCCUGACUUGCGAGCCCCGCGGCUCAUUCGCGAACCUCAAGCUCGAGCCUCGGGGCGACCACUCGUCCCGCGAUGGCAACGAGGUGGCGCCCACCGAGGUCAGCAUCGCCGUGCAUGCGGUCGGCCUCAACUUCCGGGAUGUCCUGAUCGUUUUGGAUCAGUAUCCGGGGCCUCGAGCCGACCCGGGUUCCGACUGCGCUGGCAUGGUGGAGCACGCGGGCUCGCAGGUCGCUCACAUUGCUCAGCGCGACGCUUGCUUCGGUAUCUCCAAUGCUUGCCUCGCAUCGCAUGUGUGCUGCGACGCGCGAUUGCAGGUGCGCAAGCCGAGCGCGGUGAGCUUUGAGGCCGCGACCACUCUGAUCAGCACCUGGUGCACUGUGCACGUGGCGUUCGUCCGGUCCCGGCUCGUCGGCUCGCGGCGGCUGCUCGUGCACGCUACGGCCGGCGGCGUUGGCCUGGCGGCUUCGGAGUACGCCGCGUGGCUUCGCCUCCGGCUCUUUGGCACCGCGGGCGCCCCGCGCAAGCACCACCUCCUGCGGUGCUGCGGCGUACGCUCGACUGCGAGCUCUCGCCAAGCUGCCUCGUGCGGGCAUUCGCUCGCAUCGCAGCUUGGCGGGCGGCGCCUGGACGGCGUGCUCAACAGCCUGUCCGCGGACUUCAUCUCCACCUCCUUCGCGCUCCUUGCGCCGGCCGGCCGGUUCGAAGAGAUCGGGAAGCGCUCCGUGUGGAGCUUUGCGCGAGCCGCCGCCGCCGUGCCGAGCGCCUAUUCCGUCCUCGACAUGGCGCUCGACGUCCCCGCCGACCCUGACUGGUACUCUGCAGAGGUGCUGCAGGUCCUCGCGCGGCGGCUCGAGGCGGUUGUGGUCCACGGCCUCCCGCUCCGCAGCUUCGGCAUCGAGCGCGAGGCACGAGACGCGUUCCGGUUCCUCUCGGGCGGCGCAAACCUCGGCAAGGUGGUGAUCACGAUACCUGUCCGGUUGGGUGCGCCAAGCUCGUUGGCGGUGGCGUUUGCGCCGCUCUGCGAGCUGCUUGAUGCCCACGUGUCGGACGCGGUGCGCGCGCUCGAGGACUUGCCGCAGGUGACGGACGCCCACGAGGUGCUUGAGAGGGCUGUGAGGCACGACAUCGCCCGCGCCCUGAGCGGUUUGGACCCUUCUGCCAUCCCCAAGUGGCACCACCGGCUGCUACAUGAGUGGUGCGCCGCCAUCGAGCCGCCCACAGAGCCCGCAUCGUACGAAGACGUGCUCGCAGUGUCGCCGCGGCUCUGGCCUGAGGUUGGCUUGACUCAACGAUGUGCCUCCCAGCUCGCCGCCGCCCUCCUCGGCACCGUCGCCUACCAGGAGCUCCUCUUCCCGGGAGGGUCCAUGGAGCUGACGCUGCCCGUGUACGAGGACGCAGUUCACUCCCGCUUCUACAACGAGUGCGUGGUGGCCGCGGUCGACUCCAUCAUUGCCAGCCUGCCAGCCGGCCGCUUCUUGAGCGUCGUCGAGGUUGGCGCCGGCACGGGCGGCACGGCAUCGAGCGUGCUGCCGCGGCUGCGUCGGGUGUGCGAGCAGUACAUGUUCACCGACGUGUCGGAGGUCUUCCUCAACCAGGCGCAGCGGCGCUUUGCCGAGUACGCCGGCUUCAUGCGCUUUGAGCUGCUCAACAUCGACGCCGACUCGCGCCUCCAGGGCUUCGCCUCGGGAUCGUUCGACCUCGCCAUCGCCACCAACGUGCUGCACGCGACGCCCUUCAUCCGCAACACGCUGCGAAACUGCCGCCGCCUGCUCUGCGACGGGGGCUUCCUUCUUGUCAAUGAGGCACUUCGGACGAGCAGUUCUAUCCAGACCACGUUUGGCCUGACUGACGGGUGGUGGAUGUUUGCGAGCGACCCGGAGCGCACCAACCAGCCGAGCCCGCUGCUGUCGUGGGAGCACUGGCGUCAGAUCCUGGCGGCGAGCGGCUUUGCCAGCUCCCACUGCAUGCGCGGCGACGGCCUGCUGCUCGAGACGCAGGCGAUCAUCGUCUCCCAGGUGGGCGAGCGGUCGCCUGGCGCACGGCGCGCGGAGCUCGAUCGCGGCACCCACCUCUUCUCGGGUGGGCUCGGCGGGCUCGGCUUGCUGACGGCACGCAUGCUCGUCGGGCGUGGCGCGAAGCACCUGGUGCUUUCGUCUCGCAGCGGGCGCGUGCAGAGCGGCAGCGAGGCGGACUGGGCGUGGCUCACCAGCCGCGUUGCCGUGUCGCCCGCCCGUUGCGACGUGUCUGACGCCACCGCUGUGCGGGCGCUUGCCGGCGCCGUGCAGCAGAGCUGUAUGCCGCUGUGCGGGGUCUACCACGCCGCGGGCUUGCUUGCGGAUGCGACGGUGCGCAACCAGACGAUGGGCCACUUCGCCACGGUCUUCGCGCCCAAGGUGCACGGCGCGGGCUGGCUGCACGCGGCCAGCCUCGCCGGCGCGCUGCAGCACUUCCACGCCUACUCGUCGGUGGCGGGGCUCAUCGGCAACGCCGCCGCGACGCCGCACUCUGCGGCCAACACGUGGCUCGACUCGCUGGUGCACUGCCGGCGCGACGCGGGCCUGGGCGGGCUCGGCACGCAGUGGGGCGCCGUCGCCGAGAUCGGCUACGCGGCGCGCCACGGGGCGGACGAGCGGGCGACGAAGAGCGGCAUGGGCGCCGUCACGCGUGCGAUGGCGUGGGACGCCCUUCACGCCUCGCUGGCGCGGUGCGACCGCGUCGUGGCGGUGUGGCCGGCCGAGUGGCCGCUGCUGCUCGGCCGCGCACCUGCCGGCGCCGUGCCCGGCCUGCUCCUGCCGUGGAAGAACCGGCGCGGCCGAGCGGCGCCGAAGCGCGCCCGCGCAGCGCCGGCGCCGGGCGUUCCGGCGAGUGCCAGCGCGACCCAGCCGGCCGCGACGGCGGGUUCGUCCGCCCUUCUGAGCCUCGACGGGGUGCUCGAGAUCUUGCAGGGCACAAUGAGCGCACGCGUCGACGCGGACGUGCCUCUCAUGGAGGCGGGGCUCGACUCGCUCGGCGCGGUCGAGCUGCGCAACCAGCUCCAGCGGGCGGCUGGCGACGCGGUGCCACUGCCGAGCACUCUGGUGUUUGACCACCCGACUGCGCGUCAGCUGGCUUCCUUCUUCAGCGACAAGGGCGCGCCGCCGGUGGCAGCCGCCGCCGCCACGCCCUCGCAUGCCUCCGCCCGCGCUGCCGAGGCGGUUUGCGCCGCCGGCCUCUCUGCCACCCUUCCGGAGGGCGUCACCACUCUCGAGGCGGCUCGAGCCGUCGCCGCGACGGGCGGCAACGUGGUGUCGGAGGUGCCUGCUGACCGGUGGUGCCCAGACGAGCUGCAGUUCCCAGAUGAGCUCAUCGCUCGCCGAGUACGUCACGGUGGGUUUGCGCGCGGCAUUGACCGCUUCGACAACGCGUGCUUUGGCAUCUCCGCGGCCGAGACGGCAGUGAUGGAUCCGCAGCAGCGCAUCUUGCUCGAGCGGGGCUACGAGUCGCUGCACGGUGCCGGGCUGAAGCGCACCACGCUAAUUGGCACAACCAUGGGCGUGUUCGUUGGUAUUGGAACGCAGGACUUUGCAUUCCUCGUCACGAACUCGCCCCUCGCUAGCAGCGUCUACUCUGCCACGGGUAGCAGCCACUCGAUCGCAUCUGGACGGCUGUCCUACAUUUUGGGCCUCCAGGGUCCGUGCGCGUCGUAUGACACUGCCUGCUCCUCUACGCUUGCGGCUGGUCACGCGGCACUGCGUGCUACCCAGCUCGGCGAGUGCUCUGGCGGAGUUGUUGCUGGCGUGAGCUUGAUGCUUCUGCCGUCGCUGGGGACAAGCUUUGCGACGGCUGGCAUGACGUCGGCGCGGGGGCGCUGCCACACUUUUGACGCCCGCGCUGAUGGCUUUGCGCGUGGCGAGUCCUGCUGUGCCCUCACACUGCUGUCGCACGCCAAGUCGGAGUCGUCCCUCGUCUCCACCGGGAGCUGCGUGCGGCAAGACGGCAAGAGCGCGAGCCUCACCGCGCCAAACGGCAAGGCGCAGCAGGCGCUCCUUGAGGCAGCGCUCGUCGAUGCCGGAUCGACCUGCGAUGAUCUGAGCUGCGUCGAGGCGCACGGCACUGGCACGUCGCUCGGCGACCCGAUCGAGGUGGGCUCGCUCGCCGCGACCUUGCUUGCAGGGCACGGUUCCAUCACGGCAGUGGGCAGCAUCAAGGCCAACGCGGGCCAUGCCGAAGCGGCUGCCGGUGCCGCGGGGCUUCUUCGCCUCGGGCUGAAGCUGGUGACCGAUCAGGCGUCGCCCAACGCACAGCUCCGCGUGCUCAACCCGCACGUGGCUUCCGCGAUCGAGAGCGUCCGCGUCUUGCACCAGACGCAGCUCGCGACGACGUGGGAGGGCGGCAACGCCACUCGGCUCGGCGGCGUGAGCUCGUUUGGGUACAGCGGCACCAUUGUGCACCAUCUAUUGACUAUCUCUGGCGAUGACGUAGCGGUCCCGUGGGGGCCAUCCUUACGCUUUAAGCGAACCCUCUUUGCUUGGCGACAGAAGCCCGAGACCAAGGCCACUGAAAAGGUUGGCUACUUUGCGACGGAGUGGGCUCCGGUGGCCUCCGCCGCGGCCGAUCCGAGCCGGGAGGCCCGCGUCUUGCUCGUGGGCGACCGGCGCGGCACGCUGGCCGCGGCGCUCGGGCGGAGCAUCGCUCGGCGCGCGGAGAGCGGGUCCGCCUCGGAGCUGCGCGAGGCCGGCGCUCUCGAUGGCGUCGUCCUCGUCGCGCCGCCCCGGGCUGCGGCCGCGCUGGGCAGCAUCGCGUCGGCGCUGACCAUCGUGCAGUGGCAGAUGGACCUGCCCGCCGCUGUGCCGGUGUGGGUCUGCACGCACCUGACCCAGCCCGUCGCCUCCGUGCGGCGGAGCUCGAGCGAGCACGCCGGUCUGUGGGGCUUUGCGCGUGCGUGUCUGCAAGAGGCAGCCGGGCUGCCGCUGUACAACCUGGACCUCGACUUCGGGUGCGCGCAGUCGCUGCGUGGCGCGGCCGAGCUCGUGCGCUCGCGCGCGCUGGCAUCCGAGGACGGGUUCGUCCACGGCCUGCGAGUGGGACCCGCCGCCGAGAACGAGGCGGCGCUCCGCGGCGGCUCGAUGCACGUUCGCCGGCUGACCUUGCGGAGAUCGCCGGCGGCGUUGCAGUCGAUCGUCCUGACUUGCGAGCCCCGCGGCUCAUUCGCGAACCUCAAGCUCGAGCCUCGGGGCGACCACUCGUCCCGCGAUGGCAACGAGGUGGCGCCCACCGAGGUCAGCAUCGCCGUGCAUGCGGUCGGCCUCAACUUCCGGGAUGUCCUGAUCGUUUUGGAUCAGUAUCCGGGGCCUCGAGCCGACCCGGGUUCCGACUGCGCUGGCAUGGUGGAGCACGCGGGCUCGCAGGUCGCUCACAUUGCUCAGCGCGACGCUUGCUUCGGUAUCUCCAAUGCUUGCCUCGCAUCGCAUGUGUGCUGCGACGCGCGAUUGCAGGUGCGCAAGCCGAGCGCGGUGAGCUUUGAGGCCGCGACCACUCUGAUCAGCACCUGGUGCACUGUGCACGUGGCGUUCGUCCGGUCCCGGCUCGUCGGCUCGCGGCGGCUGCUCGUGCACGCUACGGCCGGCGGCGUUGGCCUGGCGGCUUCGGAGUACGCCGCGUGGCUUCGCCUCCGGCUCUUUGGCACCGCGGGCGCCCCGCGCAAGCACCACCUCCUGCGGUGCUGCGGCGUACGCUCGACUGCGAGCUCUCGCCAAGCUGCCUCGUGCGGGCAUUCGCUCGCAUCGCAGCUUGGCGGGCGGCGCCUGGACGGCGUGCUCAACAGCCUGUCCGCGGACUUCAUCUCCACCUCCUUCGCGCUCCUUGCGCCGGCCGGCCGGUUCGAAGAGAUCGGGAAGCGCUCCGUGUGGAGCUUUGCGCGAGCCGCCGCCGCCGUGCCGAGCGCCUAUUCCGUCCUCGACAUGGCGCUCGACGUCCCCGCCGACCCUGACUGGUACUCUGCAGAGGUGCUGCAGGUCCUCGCGCGGCGGCUCGAGGCGGUUGUGGUCCACGGCCUCCCGCUCCGCAGCUUCGGCAUCGAGCGCGAGGCACGAGACGCGUUCCGGUUCCUCUCGGGCGGCGCAAACCUCGGCAAGGUGGUGAUCACGAUACCUGUCCGGUUGGGUGCGCCAAGCUCGUUGGCGGUGGCGUUUGCGCCGCUCUGCGAGCUGCUUGAUGCCCACGUGUCGGACGCGGUGCGCGCGCUCGAGGAAUUGCCGCAGGUGACGGACGCCCACGAGGUGCUUGAGAGGGCUGUGAGGCACGACAUCGCCCGCGCCCUGAGCGGUUUGGACCCUUCUGCCAUCCCCAAGUGGCACCACCGGCUGCUACAUGAGUGGUGCGCCGCCAUCGAGCCGCCCACAGAGCCCGCAUCGUACGAAGACGUGCUCGCAGUGUCGCCGCGGCUCUGGCCUGAGGUUGGCUUGACUCAACGAUGUGCCUCCCAGCUCGCCGCCGCCCUCCUCGGCACCGUCGCCUACCAGGAGCUCCUCUUCCCGGGAGGGUCGAUGGAGCUGACGCUGCCCGUGUACGAGGACGCCGUCAACGCUCGCUUCUACAACGAGUGCGUGGUGGCCGCGAUCGACUCCAUCAUUGCCAGCCUGCCAGCCGGCCGCUUCUUGAGCGUCGUCGAGGUUGGCGCCGGCACGGGCGGCACGGCAUCGAGCGUGCUGCCGCGGCUGCGUCGGGUGUGCGAGCAGUACAUGUUCACCGACGUGUCGGAGGUCUUCCUCAACCAGGCGCAGCGGCGCUUUGCCGAGUACGCCGGCUUCAUGCGCUUUGAGCUGCUCAACAUCGACGCCGACUCGCGCCUCCAGGGCUUCGCCUCGGGAUCGUUCGACCUCGCCAUCGCCACCAACGUGCUGCACGCGACGCCCUUCAUCCGCAACACGCUGCGAAACUGCCGCCGCCUGCUCUGCGACGGGGGCUUCCUUCUUCUGAAUGAGCUGCUUCGAACGAGUGGAUUUUUGCAGACCACGUUUGGCCUGACCGACGGGUGGUGGAUGUUUGCGAGCGACCCGGAGCGCACCAACCAGCCGAGCCCGCUGCUGUCGUGGGAGCACUGGCGUCAGAUCCUGGCGGCGAGCGGCUUUGCCAGCUCCCACUGCAUGCGCGGCGACGGCCUGCUGCUCGAGACGCAGGCGAUCAUCGUCUCCCAGGUGGGCGAGCGGUCGCCUGGCGCACGGCGCGCGGAGCUCGAUCGCGGCACCCACCUCUUCUCGGGUGGGCUCGGCGGGCUCGGCUUGCUGACGGCACGCAUGCUCGUCGGGCGUGGCGCGAAGCACCUGGUGCUUUCGUGUCGCAGCGGGCGCGUGCAGAGCGGCAGCGAGGCGGACUGGGCGUGGCUCACCAGCCGCGUUGCCGUGUCGCCCGCCCGUUGCGACGUGUCUGACGCCACCGCUGUGCGGGCGCUUGCCGGCGCCGUGCAGCAGAGCUGCAUGCCGCUGUGCGGGGUCUACCACGCCGCGGGCUUGCUUGCGGAUGCGACGGUGCGCAACCAGACGAUGGGCCACUUCGCCACGGUCUUCGCGCCCAAGGUGCACGGCGCGGGCUGGCUGCACGCGGCCAGCCUCGCCGGCGCGCUGCAGCACUUCCACGCCUACUCGUCGGUGGCGGGGCUCAUCGGCAACGCCGCCGCGACGCCGCACUCUGCGGCCAACACGUGGCUCGACUCGCUGGUGCACUGCCGGCGCGACGCGGGCCUGGGCGGGCUCGGCACGCAGUGGGGCGCCGUCGCCGAGAUCGGCUACGCUGCGCGCCACGGGGCGGACGAGCGGGCGACGAAGAGCGGCAUGGGCGCCGUCACGCGUGCGAUGGCGUGGGACGCCCUUCACGCCUCGCUGGCGCGGUGCGACCGCGUCGUGGCGGUGUGGCCGGCCGAGUGGCCGCUGCUGCUCGGCCGGGGAGCCGCUGGCCCCGUGCCCGGCCUGCUCCUGCCGUGGAAGAACCGGCGUCUGCUCAAGGAGAAGGCGGCUGGCGGCUACACGAAGUCUGUGGCGCUCAACCUCGACUCUAUCCUCGACAUCAUCGGUGGCGCUAUGAGUGGCAGCGUCGAUGCGGACGUCCCUCUCGCAGAUGCGGGGCUCGACUCGCUCGGCGCGGUCGAGUUGCGCACCCAGCUGCAGCACGCGACGGGCGUCGACGAGCUGCCGAGCACGCUGCUCAUUGACCACCCGACGGCGCGCUCCCUCGCUCUGCACCUUGGCGCGAGUGCCACGGCCGCACCGCCCGAGGCGGGGCCAGGAGCGCAAGCUGGGGAGUCGGUCGAGGCGUCGGCCACGGCCGCUGCGCCCACCUCCACGGAUCGGACCGAGCACGCUGGAGCCGAGCAGGCUGAGUACAUCAGUCCGUCGCUCGUGCGGCUGUGCGGCAAACCUGCCGCGGCGCCGGCUGCGCCGCCGCUCGUCAUAGCACACAGCGUCGUCGGCGACGAGCAAGGCUACGAGCGGUGGUACAAGCCCUCCAACGUGCUCGAGCGCGAGGUGAUCGCGCUGCGCCACCCCGCCUUUUGGAGUGGCGUCGUCGAGGGGUCGACCUCCAUCCAGCAGCUCUCCGAGGCGUACGCCGCCGAGCUGGUCGCCUACCUGGCUGACUCGCCCUUUGACCUGAUCGGCGGCUCGCUCGGCGCGCUGGUCGCGCACAGAGUCGCCCUCAUCGCGCGGAGCCUCGGCGGGCGGCCGCGCGGCCUCGUGCUCAUCGACCCGCCAGAGUCGGGCGCAAUGCCGGGCUUCCUGCGCGAGCUCUCGCGCCACGUGCACAUCAGCUUCGCGAUGGCGGCCGAGUCGCUCAUCAUCGGCCCCACGAUCCAGCUCGGCGGCGCGCGCGACGCGGGCGGGCUCGAGGCCCUGCAGGGGAUCCUUGACGAGGUGCGCGGCUCGCCCGAGGGCGCCCUCGCCUUCGUCCUGGCCAAGGCCUCGCUGCCUGCGCGCCCGAGCAUCGCGCAGGCGCAGGAGGCGACGCGCGCCGCCGCCGUCCGGAUCGCUGUGCACAAGCAGCUCAUCCAGCUGGUGUGGGACGAGUGGGGAGGGAGGGCGCCGAAGCCGCCGCGGCCCUUCGCCUUUGCCGGCGAGCGCGGCGAGCCCGCCAUACUCAUGGUACGCGCGAGCGAGCGAGGGGCGUACUUCAGCUUCCUCAUGACGCAAGGGCUGCGCAACGUCGACGACGCCGUGGUCGACCGGCUGACGGGAGGCCGCUCGGCGAUGGUGCGCGCGGCGUUCGCAAAGUACGAGAACGCGUCCGACUUCCGAAAGAUGCUCGACGAGGGCUCCUCGCUCGCGCACAUCCGCGACGACUUCGAGCGCGUGCUCGGCGCGAGGGCGCUCGGCGCGCUCGAGCGGAUGGUGCAGAUCCAGGGCUCGCUCGGCGAGUUUGGGGCGUCGGCGCUCGAGCUGGAGCUCGAGGGGCAGCACUUCGACGUGGUGAUGCAGUGCAUCGCGCGCCGCGACGAGCGGUUCAAGGCGAUGGCGGCCGAGUUCCUCGCGCCGUCGCCGCCGGCCAAGGCGCUGGAGGAGCUGCCGCGCUCUCGCUCGACCCGCGCCGCCGCAACCAGCGGUGGCGGCGGCUCGCUCAAGGCGGACGGGUGGCAGGGCGCGCUCGCCGAGCUGCUCGCGGGCGUCCGCGGCUGCCUUCAGCCGGCGGUGCCCGCGCGGCAGAGGCUCGAGGGCGGGCGUGUUGGGCCUGUCGUCCUCAACUCGGAUGACAUGGGGGCGUAA